Molecule: messenger RNA, 4758 nt
Organism: Xiphias gladius (swordfish)
Lineage: Eukaryota; Metazoa; Chordata; Actinopteri; Istiophoriformes; Xiphiidae
Product: PDZ domain-containing protein 4-like
Exons: 19
Coding region: 1-3195 (1064 amino acids)
Molecular function (GO): protein binding
Source: RefSeq, a predicted model, not a curated record
AUGGGCUGCAACAUGUGUGUGGUCAAACGUCCGGAGGAGCAGUACAGGAUCAUGUUCCAGCAAAAAGGCUGGAGUAACUCCCUGCGGCCGAUGGACAGACACGGAAACAUAAAGGUCCGAGGACGGAGACCCUCUCAGCUCCCACUAGACAGACCACAAAACUCCCAGGAGUCCUUGCACCAACCCGGCUCGGUCCGCAAGAGUCACAGGAGGAAAGGGACGCUGGUGUGCAGUGGGACCGGCAGCACCUCUGUCUCCUCUGUUGCCAUGGUGGCCAUCCCCGACUGCGUCGACAACGCCACGCAGACAGACAUCAGCUUCCAGAACAUCAUGACGCUGGGGAGGAGCAGAGGCCAUCACCACCACCACCACGGCCGAGGAGGCUCCUCCUCCCCUCCACCUCCUCCCCCUUCUCCUCCCCUCCCUCACCUCGUGGGACCAUAUGGGAUUAAUGAGUUCUGCGUGUUCGAGUACAAUGACCCCAAUGACUACUUUGACGUCUCGAAUCACGAGGUGGACAGGCAGGAUGACCUGGAGUACGAGGAGGUUGAGCUGUACAAGUCCAGUCAGCAGGAGAAGCUGGGCCUGACUGUCUGCUACAGGACGGACGACGAGGAGGAUCUGGGGAUCUACGUUGGAGAGGUUAAUCCAAACAGCAUUGCGGCUAAGAACGGACGCAUCAGAGAGGGGGACCGAAUAUUACAGAUUAAUGGAGUGGAUAUUCAGAACAGAGAGGAAGCAGUGGCCAUUUUGACCAGAGAGGACAGCAUCAACUUCUCCCUGCUGUUGGCCAGGCCUGACAUAGAGGACGAGGAGGACAUGGCGCUGACUCUGGAGGGAGGAGGUUUCCACCCAAACCCUCGAGCCUCCUCUUGCUCCCUCAACUCGUCUCACCUUCCUGGCUACUAUCGCCUCUGCCGGGGGGGGGGCGGCCUGGGUGAUGUGGAAGUGGAGGAGGAAGAGGAUGAAGAGGGAGAGGACGGAGACAGAGGAGAGAAAGAGGACAGAGACCCACCUGUCCCCCUCCCUCCUUUGCUGAGCCUGGCUCCGCUGCUGUCCAAUAGCCAGGAGCUGGACAGCGGAGUGGGGCGGACCGAUGACAGCACCCGCUAUGAGGAGCUGUCCGAACAAGACCUGCUGGGUGACCAGACCAGUGGCUGUAACACUAACACCACCAACACGCCGGGCAGCACCAGGAAGUUCAGACCGGGACCCAGCCCCAGGCCAAGUCCAAGGCCCAGUCCCGGCCUUGGCCCAAGCACCAGGCCAAUCUCCAGCCCUGGGCACGGACGAGGAGACACGACCCCUCCUUCCCUCCACCUGCGUGACCUCCAGCUCAGCUCAGACUCUUUCCCCGGCCUCGACUGGACAGCUGGAGGAGGAACAGGAGGGGCAGCGUACAGCCCCCACCACCACCACCACCACCACCACCAUCACCACCAGCCGCCUCUGACGAUGAUGAUGAUGAUGCCGGGCCUGACAGAGGAGGAGUGCCAGCGAUACCAGCAGCUGCUGGAGAUAAAAUGCCAGAUCGAGAGACGUAACGAAAAACAGCAAAGGGAGGCGGCGAAAAAAGAUCGCGAUGACAUCGGAGCAGAAGUGAACGACCAGGAAGAAAGAAAAGGAACGGUGGAAGAGGAAGGAGAAGAGGAAGCUGCUUCUUCCUCUGUGGUGGAUGUGAACUGCAACGAAACUUCAAGCGAGCACGAGAUGGCGCUCAUUGAUGAGGAGUUACGCCACCUGGAGUUCAAGUGCCGCAACAUUCUCCGAGCCCAAAAGAUGCAGCAGCUCAGAGAGAGAUGCCUGAAAGCCUGGAUGAUGGAGGAGGAGACGGUGGCAGCCGGAGCGGGGCGACCGGGCCCUUCUGAAGCAGGUAACCAUGACGACAACGACGACCCUCACCAUCACGAGCUGUCGGCCAUCAACGAGCUCCCGGAACGAGAGCGAUCGGACGACAAAGACAGCACCAGCGCCUACAACACCGGAGGGGAGAGCUGUCGGAGCACGCCAUUGGUCAGCACUGAGCAGAUCCCACCUCUCCCUGAAGAGGAAGACGAAGGAGGCGGACGCUUGAUGUCUCCGCCUCCUCUCCUCCCCCUUGGUCACCUCCCCCCUUUGAACUCCCCUCUUACCCCGCGGCGUCACCGGCGCGACAGAGAGAGACGCCACUCGAACCUCAGCUGCUCUUUCUCCCCGAGCACUUACAGGAAGUAUGAAACGGCCAACGGCAACGUGGCAAGCGGCUCAAGCUCCACCCCAUCUACACCCUCCAAGUUCAGGUCUCUGACCAGAGAGGCGGGGUCGUCUUCAAGGAGGGGUGUGUCUGACGGAGGGCGGGGCUCUGGAGCAGGCGGAGCCACCAACAGGUCUGGAGGUGGUAGCGCAGAGUCCAGUCCCUACUUCGCCAGGCGACAGCAAAACCACAACAAACCAUUAGAGCGCUACCAGAGCUGUAUGACCCUGCCUUCCGAGGGCCUGGUGGACCCUCUGGACCGAGUGAGAGGCAGAGCACGGGCCGAGGGGGAGGAGAGAGGGAUGGGCACAGGCAGCAGCGGCCCGGCGAGCCCCAGAAGUGUGAGCAGCGCCCCCUGCGGUCUGGAGGGCCAUCAUACAGGUGCCUCACGGUUAGGACUGGCCUUACCACUUGGGUUGACACACUCAUCACCAACUGCCUCGCCGCAACGUAUGGAGUGGAAGGUAAAGGUCCGCAGUGAUGGCACUCGCUACGUAGCCAAGCGGCCGGUCAGGGAUCGUCUGCUGAAGGCCAGAGCCAUGAAGAUCAGGGAGGAACGCAGUGGCAUGACGACCGACGACGAUGCUGCCAGCGAGAUGAAACAGGGCCGAUACUGGAGCAAAGAGGAGAGGAAGCAGCAGCUGCUGAGAGCCAGAGAGUACAGACGAAGAAGAGAGUUCAUGAUGCAGAGCCGCCUGGACUACCUCAGAGGAGACAGGGACCCUUCAUCGUCAACGGGGAGCACCGAAGACCGCUGUCCCCCCCAGAGCGCCCAGCUUCAAUCCCGACAGGACUCCCCCGGCAACAACAUCCUGUUACUGAGCCAGAAGAAGAUCAUGAAGAAGAGGAACCGGCGAAUCCUCGACAACUGGAUCACCAUCCAGGAGCUGCUGGCUCAUGGCUCGAGGUCGCCGGACGGAAAGAAAAUAUACAACCCUCUGCUUUCUGUGACCACGGUGUGAUCCGAGGACAGAGAGGAGGAUGAAGAGGAGAGAAGAGGGAAGAAACUGGCAAUUCAAACUUGGAACUAAAAGAUAAAAAAGAUUCAGAUUUCUUUGAGCUGGAAGGAAGAAUAGGAAGAAGUAAAGGAAAUGAGAGGAUGGAUUGUACGGAAAAAGUGAGGCAGAAGGAGAAGCCUGAAAUGUCAGAAAAUAGUUCUGGAAGGUUGGCGAUGACUUUGAAAAGUUGGAGUUAACACUGAACAAACGGCAAUGGCCUCAAAAAUAUCUGGGACAACCCUUUAUUCUGGAUUAUAUUCACAGAAAAACUGUGAAUAAACUUGAAAAGUCAAGCAACUUUACAACUUUUCAGGUCAGAAAAUAGGUCCUGAUAGCCGAAAGAAAGGAUGUAUAAAAUAAGUGCUAAUGCUUAACUCUGCAGCUGGUACUGGACUGGAUCCUGAUGGGGACAUGGUUCUCAAACCGAAACAUCUUUGAUAUAAGGACGACACUUGAUAGGGACCAGGUUUUUUCAUCCUCUCUCUUUUAGCACGACCCUUCGAACUUAGUAAAGAUAGAUUUAAGGAGGGAACGGCUUUGAAAGGCUGAGGAAAGGAGGGUUCUAUGUCUCUGCCCCAGUCUUGAAAAUGUGCCAUGAUAGCGCAGCAGGUAGAGAGACUGUCCUCUGAGUGAGAAGGACACAGGUUUGAUCUCCUAGUCUCUCUCAGUGUGUUCAGACAAGACAUGAGGUGAAUUUUACGGAUGUGGCAACUAAAAACCGAGUCAGAGGAGGGAUGUGAGUGGGCACGAGCCGAGGCAAAGACGCCAAAACCUUUGCUUGUCCCAGGAGAGAGACUGGAGGGAAAUUACAGGAAGGACUCAUGAGACCGGUCAGAGGUUGAGCUGAACACACACUGCAGACACUGACUACACGCAUGGUUGGUUGCCGGCUAACUCACGACUUCGCUUUAAGUCUGAACACUUUAGACAAAGUGCCCCAUCACAUGUAAAGAAACUUUGAAAUGCCAACCUGCUCAUGGCCGCCUCCUCCGGUUGAAAUUCCACACUCCACGACUGCGACGUGACACGUGGUAAUACAGUUCCUCUGCGUCCGGCAUGGACACUGAGAUGCUCGAAAGAACUUGGAAACACGAUGACAACCUUGGAGAGAAGAACUUUUGAACGCUACCUACUCGGUUUUCAUCGAAAAAAAGAAAAGUUUCAGAAGAUUCCGAAGGAAAAGCUGAGAGAUUUUUCCUCUGCAGAAUUUGACUUCACGUCUGAGGAUAAGCCCCUUUAUUCUCAGAGGACAAUAAAUGUACAGAAAUGUACGGUGGUGAAACUGGUGCAGGAACAUAUUGACAAAAUAAUCAUGAAGUAUUAUAGAUACACUGAAGCUGAAGACCAAUAUUCAGUAUCCAACCACUAUGUACAUUAAAGGAAAAAUCCCCCUUUUAUAUCUGACCGUCAGCUCUCAUUGAUCUGUGAAGUUCACUGUUUAAUUUAUGAUGAAGACUUGUUUUACCUCUCACCUGCCUUUACAUUUACAGGCGCAUCAUUUGUAAAUCACUUUCCCAGAAUGCCUUU